AUGCUUCAAUUUGUUAUUAUAAGUCUGUUUAAAUACUAUACUUUGUGCAGCAUAUCAAAUCAUAGCAUUGAAAUUGCCACUGUUGAUGCUUUACGCCCUUUAGCUACUGUUGAAACAAAUAUUAAAAACACAACCGCUUAUAACGAAAAAAAGAAAAUUAUUAAAAUGUGGGUAUCUUCUGUCAUUAAGAACGAAAAAAAACUAAACGAACAAUACAAAACUCGAAAAAAUAGAGAACUGUCGAAAAAGUUUUAUUUAGACAGCUGUGAAGAAUUGGGAAUUACUGAAGAAGACUCUAAAAUGAUAAGUUUUUUUCUUUCGCAAUAA
Messenger RNA from Vairimorpha ceranae, 327 nucleotides. RefSeq lists its product as hypothetical. Bases 1 to 327 code for a protein of 108 amino acids. NCBI's taxonomy places the organism in Eukaryota, Fungi, Microsporidia, Nosematidae. The transcript has a single exon. The record is from RefSeq and is a predicted model, not a curated record.